AUGGAAGAAGGUGAUCUAGCACCUGCCCUCUUCUCCUCUUUACUCUGGCUUCGCGUAGGAGCUGGGGAUCUUUAUGGCACUCUAGCGUAAAGUUAAAUUUGUAUAUUUUGAUGGAAUUGCGAUAUCCGGCACCGGAAACAUGGUAUCCGUACAAUUAUUGUCAUCCGUAGUUGUCCUUUACAUAUGUACUAAGAAACUAUCAAAGUACUAUCAUUGAUUGCAAUGUCUCAAAAACAAUCCAAAGACUCUGUUUGCAGGCCAUCUAUUCACUAUAUUGGACGAUUGAAUGAUACUAAAAGUUAUUUAUAAUCAUGAAUGCAUUUGUGGCCUCAGGAGGCCUCCCAAAUGUGUCACUUUUUAAUUAAAGAUUAUUUGUAAAUCUUUUCCAAAACGAUCAAAAAAUGUUUGAACUGAGGGAGGGAAUCUUAUCAAACUUUACUUUAUGCAUAAAGGAUAAACUGAAACUACUUUUCUAUCGUAUCAAAUAAGAGUCACAGAGCAUACACCAUUCAUCAUAUCUGCCGACCAAAUUUCUCUACUCUGGACUGGAUGUCUUCAUCUGGAAAGCCUUUUCACGGUCACGGUCGUGGGUUAUGUAAGCGCCGAGGAGUGUUUUUUGUGUGUGUUUGUUCAACUUGUUCGGAAUCCGAAAUGCAAAUCCCAGCUGGAAGUCUCUGAGUCAACGCCUUAGAAGUCGUGAUGAUCGAAAUAAUCUGCGAUAAUUUCACAGGAGUGUUCGUUCUCUGGGGCCAAACUGACCAUGAAAUGGCCAGAGAAUGCCAGAUGGGACUGGACACACACACCCCACUGCCAAGGUGUUGGGCAGGUGAAGUGACAAAUCGACGCCCCUGCGGAGAUUCCAAGUGCCAACACCUUUGCCGCGAAUGCCAGCGAACCACAGCCAUCAGCAGCGCAUCGCAUCGCACCGCCUCGCCUCGCGGUUCAGUGCUCUCGGCUGGGCAGAAGCAGAACCCAUCUCGGGCUGGGGCUUGUACUCGGGGCGGAGUUCAGAUAAAUACGGCGGCGGUCGCUCUAGCCAGAUCAUUCGCGGUCCGACGCCAGUUCGAGAAACUCUGACUCGUUUUGAAAGGUUAAAAAUAAAAAGUGUUGCAAGGAUAUUUUCGGGUUCCUCAUUCCGUGUGCCCCAUCAAUCUGCAGAGGCACAACACGUGCCUGGUGCAACAUUUCUGAUUAAGUCGUUGGAACGGAGAACAAACUAAAGUGCGGACAACAUGCGUGCUAUUGGAUUGAUGCUCUGCCUGCUGGCGCUGCUCAUCUGCGCCCGCGCCCGUGCAGCUGUGACAGGACCCGAGGCCCGGUCAGGUGUCAGCCCCGCUCAGAAUGGCCAGAAUCAGCAGGUGGCCACGGCUGGCGUGGGGGUCCUGGACUCGGUGCUGCGGGGCAAGAGCCGCCAGUCACGCUGCGUGCGCUGCUACGAGGAUCGGGAUCGGGAUCGCUACUACGGCGGAUACUCCAGUCGAACGGGCGAUGAUCAGCGCACCAGUGCCUGGUAUUACUCGGGCUACGACGACCGCAGCAGCACCAGAGAUCGGGACUAUGACAGAACCUACGAUCGCAGCCGCUACGACGAUCGGUACAUGCCGCGCACCUACGAUCGCUACGAGGGACGGGGGGGCGGCGGCUACGACGACUACAGACGUGGCGGCAGCUCUGGCUAUGGCUCAAGCUCUGGGUAUGGUUCAAGCUCGGGCUCCUAUCCGGAUCGGGAGCGGGAGCGCGGCUACAGCGGCUACGGCUACGGCUACGAAAAUCGGGAUCGCUACUAUCCAGAACGCUACAGCGAUAGCUCCUCCAGAGAUCGCUACUACGACCGUUCGCGUUCCAGCUAUGACCGCUACGACCCGUAUGAUCGGUACUACUCCAGGGGCCAGUCGGGCUUCGACAACUCGGGACGUGGCUAUUACUUUGCCAGUGAUGAGGAUGACAGUCGCACCCGCGACUAUGGCAAUGAUAAUGGCAACGGCUACGCCUACAGUCGGCCCCCUCCAUCGCUCGCCUCGCCCUGCGGCCGCUUGCCCGGAAAUUGCCCCUACGCCGGAGGCUCCAAGGUCUCCUCCUCGGCCAUAGGCAGCGACAGCUCCCGCGUGGCGGGACACACCAGUGUCGUGGGAUCGGAGGUGGCUGGCGGCAAGCCCAAUGGCCAGGGCAGUUGGACCUAUCUGGGGGACCAGGACAAAUCCGGCGGCAGCAGCAGCAGCAGCAGCGUAGGGGGCAAUGGAGGAGGCAACAGUGGCUCGUCGGGUAGCAAUGGCCUGAGCAGCGGGGGGAGCAGUCGGGAUCGAGAACGGGAACGGGAUCGGGACCGCGAUGCACAGAGCUCUUCCUAUGGUGGCCGACCGCGUCCUCUAGGCGUCAGCUAUCUGCUCGAACGCGACUCGGACAAUCCCGCAGACGCCUCCUCGGAUGGCCCAAGCAACCCGGCGCAUACUGCCGGCGGUGGUGGUGGAAUUAAUGGUGAGGGAAUGCCCAAACCCGCGGCCCAGACGGCCACCGAGGGCAAUCCCAGCAAGGCGCUGGACAAUGCAGUGCAGUAACUCCGUUGGCGGAACCGACACCGAUCCUGCCACGCAGCGAGCGGCCUGGUGGCUCCGGUUGGGAAUGGCAGCGCAAAGUGUAACCUACCUUUCGUAUUUAUGUGUACUUCGUAAGUCUCCAAAGAAACUAUUUAUGUGUGGCACCACGCUUUGCUCAAAUAAACAAUCUUCAAAGAUCCUCAAGGAUUCAGAGUUUCCCUGGGAUUGAGGGGGAAUGAAACUGCAUAUUUUUCAGGUUUAAAGUACAGUUUGCUUUAUUGUUUAUGUUUUAAAUUCUUAACUAUGACCCAUACGGAUA
Molecule: messenger RNA, 2853 nt
Organism: Drosophila obscura
Lineage: Eukaryota; Metazoa; Arthropoda; Insecta; Diptera; Drosophilidae
Product: loricrin
Source: RefSeq, a predicted model, not a curated record